AUGUAUAGAAAUUUGGGUCAUUCUUCUUAUCAAGCCAUGAAUGUAAUUCAUGAAGAAAAUGGGAAUCAGUUGUGGCUGGGUGAUUACACAGCUGCCUAAGAUAAGCCAACUCUCGACAAGAAGGGAAUAAGAACAGUGUUAACAGUUGCAUGCUAACUUAAUAUCAAAUAUAAUGAUUAGAACAUGAAUCAUAAAAUCUAUUCAAUUUUAGACUCAGAAUAGGCAAAUGUAGCAUAGUUUUUUGAUGACUCUUUUUAUCACAUUAAAAAUGGGUUGAAAUCUGGAUCUGUUCUUGUUCAUUGUGCAGCUGGAGUUUCGAGGUCAGCAUCCAUAGUAAUAGCGUAUCUCAUGAGAAAUAAAGGAUGGACAUACAGUGAAGCAUUCUCUCAUGUCAAGAGCAAAAGAUUUGUCAUUUGUCCAAAUAGUGGAUUUUAACGAUAAUUGAAACUAUUUGAAAAACAAUUAAGAUCACCUAAAGAAAAUGAAAAAUAAUCUAACUAAAAAGAAUCAGAUGAUAAUCAAGUUAAUCAUAAUGAAAAAGAAAUAGAAAAACCACUUGACAUCAAAAAAUCUGAACCAUAAGUAAAAAUUGGAAAUUAGGUGAAAUAAGAGGCUAUCAUUCAAAAUGAAUUCAGAUAAACUCUUAAAAACAAUGACUUUCUAGGAAAUGCUUCAAAGUAGGAAACUAAAACUAAUUUUCUUCCCUAAAACAUCAAUAACAAUAGAAAUUGUAUGCUCACUACUAAAUUUAUUAAUACAAGAACAAAUAUACAAUAAAACAAAAUCAAUUUAUCAACAAUGCAAACCUCCUACAAUUCUUCUUAUGCUGGACCUCAAAUUGUUACACAUGCCCAAAAUAAGUUAUUUGAAAAAUAAGCUUUAUCAAUAUUCCCUGGCAUUUAGGCUAAAUCUAACUUAAUUAAUUACACCAUGAAUAAUAGAAGAAACUAAUGA
Paramecium tetraurelia is the source of this 954-nucleotide messenger RNA. RefSeq lists its product as uncharacterized. Gene Ontology annotation, molecular function: MAP kinase tyrosine/serine/threonine phosphatase activity; protein tyrosine/threonine phosphatase activity. The transcript has 2 exons. The record is from RefSeq and is a predicted model, not a curated record. Gene Ontology annotation, biological process: negative regulation of MAPK cascade; protein dephosphorylation. Gene Ontology annotation, cellular component: cytoplasm. NCBI's taxonomy places the organism in Eukaryota, Ciliophora, Oligohymenophorea, Peniculida, Parameciidae.